Tribolium madens (black flour beetle) is the source of this 779-nucleotide messenger RNA. Its product is annotated as zinc finger CCHC-type and RNA-binding motif-containing protein 1-like. The coding region runs from base 65 to 733 and encodes 222 amino acids. The record is from RefSeq and is a predicted model, not a curated record. Gene Ontology annotation, biological process: mRNA splicing, via spliceosome. Gene Ontology annotation, molecular function: RNA binding; zinc ion binding. The transcript has 4 exons. Lineage: Eukaryota; Metazoa; Arthropoda; Insecta; Coleoptera; Tenebrionidae. Gene Ontology annotation, cellular component: U12-type spliceosomal complex.
UCAAACCGUUUAUUGCCGAUCAAUCUCGGAACUUUAAUUUUUGUAAAAAUAUUAAAAAUAAAUAAUGAGCGGCGGUCUAGUCCCUAGUAAAAGUACAGUAUACGUCUCAAAUAUACCCUACGAGCUAAAAAACAACGACUUGCAUAAAUUAUUCGAGAAAUACGGUAAAAUUGUCAAAGUCACAGUUUUAAAAGACAAAAACACACGUAAAAGUAAAGGAGUUGCGUUUAUCUUAUUUCUGAAGACUGAAGACGCCUUAAAAUGCGUCGAAGAAACAAAUUUGAAAGAGAUGUUUGGGCGAACAGUUAAGGCAAGUAUAGCAAAAGACAAUGGACGGACUACGGAAUUCAUCAGACGUAAAGACUACCCUGAUAAAAGUAAAUGUUUUGAAUGUGGCGAAGUUGGGCAUUUGAGUUAUAAAUGCUCCAAAAAUAUUCUAGGAGAGAGGGACCCGCCCCCUAAAAAAGUCAGGAAACGUAAAAAGAAAAUGUCAUCAGAACUUACAGAGGAACAAAAGGAAUAUUUUAAUGAUUCAGAAUCAGAAAAUGAACCAAACAGAGACGACGAUGAAACGUUAAGUGCGGCUAUUGCCUCAGAACAAGAAAGACAUGAACUUGAGGAUUACAGAUAUAAAGUUGCCACCGGCAAUUAUGACGAUGAAGCGGCCCUUGAACCACCAAGAAAAUUAAUUAAGAAAAGUGCUUAUUUUAGUGAUGAGGAAGAAAGUGAUUAAUUUAUCCAUUAAUUAAAUUAAUAAAUAAUUUGAAAUAACUGGGGAU